Molecule: messenger RNA, 5933 nt
Organism: Dromiciops gliroides (monito del monte)
Lineage: Eukaryota; Metazoa; Chordata; Mammalia; Microbiotheria; Microbiotheriidae
Gene: GJC2
Product: gap junction protein gamma 2
Exons: 2
Coding region: 154-1581 (475 amino acids)
Biological process (GO): cell communication
Cellular component (GO): connexin complex
Source: RefSeq, a predicted model, not a curated record
CCCCUGCCUCUGCCUCUAGUACCAGCACCAGCACCAGCACCAGCACCAGCCCAGAAGGAGAGCCAGGCAAGCCGGCACGGUGCUGUGUGGAAGGGCAGUCCCUCGUGACUCCGUGUUUUCUUUUCUAGAAAAGGUCCUGACUGAUCAGCCCUUAUGACCAACAUGAGCUGGAACUUCCUGACGAAGCUGCUGGAGGAGAUCCAUAACCACUCGACCUUCGUGGGCAAGGUUUGGCUGACGGUGCUGAUCGUCUUCCGAAUAGUGCUGACCGCAGUGGGCGGGGAGUCCAUCUACUCGGACGAGCAGAGCAAAUUCACCUGCAACACGCGGCAGCCCGGUUGCGACAACGUCUGCUACGACGCCUUCGCCCCCCUCUCCCAUGUUCGCUUCUGGGUCUUCCAGAUCAUCGUCAUCUCCACGCCCUCCGUCAUGUACCUCGGCUACGCCAUCCACCGGCUGGCCCGAGCCUCCGAGGAGGAGCGGCGCCGGGCCCGGCGCUGGCGGCAGGGCGGCCGCAUGUCCCGCAGGCGGCCCCCUAGAAGGAGGCCGCCGCUGCCUCCGCCCCACCCGGGCUGGGCGGACACCCCGAAUGGCGGAGAGGAGGAGCCCAUGAUCGGUGUGGGGGAAGAAGAGGAGGCUGGAGAUGGGAGCAGGGAGGACCGGGAGCAGGAAGAAGAGAAGGAGGCCCUGGCAGCAGAGAAGGGCAAGGGGUCCCCGGAGGCCGGGCCUGCCAAACAGAAGCACGACGGAAGGCGCAGGAUCCAGGAGGAGGGGCUCAUGAAGAUCUACGUGCUGCAGCUCUUGGCUCGGACCUCUUUUGAGAUCUGCUUCCUGGUGGGGCAGUACCUGCUAUAUGGCUUUGAGGUACAAGCUUUCUUCCGAUGCAGCCGGGAUCCCUGCCCUCACACCGUUGACUGCUUCGUGUCUCGGCCCACGGAGAAGACGAUCUUCCUCCUGGUGAUGUAUGUGGUCAGCUGUCUCUGCCUCAUUCUUAAUAUCUGCGAGAUGGCCCACCUGGGUCUGGGCAGCCUGCAGGAUGCCAUGAAGAGCCGCAGGGUGGGGGGCCGGGACCAAGGUUCAGGGGGCUAUCCUUCACCCCCGCCCCUGCCUCGGCAAUUACCCCAUGGCUACCCGUAUACUCGCAACAUCUCCUGCCCUCCUGAGUACAACCUGGUGGUCAGGGCUGAGAGGGCGACAGCAGCAGGGCAGCUCAUGCCAAGUGGACUCCUGGCCCAUGAGCAGAACCUGGCCAAUGGGGCCCUCCAGGAGCUCCAAGAGCUUCAGGGCCCUAGCUCAGAGGAGAACCCACCACCAGUGGAUCUUGCUGCUGCCUUCCGAGGAACCCAUCGUGCUGGGACCCAGGACCCUAUCAAUGGGGUUAGGAGCAAUGGAUUCCCUGCUUAUACAACCCAGGUAGGCUUACCACCUUCAAGGACUGACAGUCCCGCCUCAGCGGGCACAAUUGUGGAGCAGAACCAUGCUGAUGGUGCCCAAGCACGGCAAGGAGCCAAAGCCAAAUCCAACUCAGAGAAAGACAGCAGCGUUAGCAGUAAAGAUGGCAAGACAUCUGUGUGGAUAUGAAGACCUUUAGAUGGGGGGAAGGGGGCAGCCAAGAGCCAACCUCCAUACAACCCCCAACCUUCAGCCCUUCCCCCCAAAGUGUCCCUGGAGUCACCUUAAAUUUAACCCCGAGGUGGGACUUGGUUUUAUAACUUUUACCAGGAGAACAUCAGCACCAAACUUAGAAGAAAGGAGGAAAUGUGGGGCUGUGGAAAGAGAAUUGGUUUUGGAGUCAGGAGAUUUGGGUUUGAAUACUGGUUAUCCUACUUACUAGCUGUGUGACUGGGCAAAUCAUUUCCCUUGUCUGAGCCUCAGUUUCCUUCUCUUUAAAACGAGGGAGCAGGACUAGCUGUAACCUUCUGUGACUCUGUGAUUUAAGCCACAUGAGUGGAAAUUCAAUCUGCCUUCCCCUCUUUGGGCUUUGAGGGUGUGGGAAAGCUGGGGAGUAACAAAAAUCGAGGCUCUGAGGUGAGGCAAUGGAGUUCAAAUGGAAGGCUCAGUUGACCCCAUUAUCAUCACUAUCCUUUUAGAAGAUGUAACACUUUUUCUAAAGAUAGCAACAGAAGCCCUUUAACAGGUAGUGUGGUCUAGUAAAAGGAUACUUGACCCCACCCCUCCACCCCUCAUCCAAUGGAAAGAAGGGCUAGCCUCUGAGCUGGGUCUAACCUUCUCUAAUUCUACAUGUCAACAGUGCUCUGGGGGAGAGGAAGAGGAAAAGAUUCUAGGUGUUAGAAUUAACUGGGAAUGACUUUUGGCCAGAUCUGUAAAACCGUUAAUGAGGGAACCUGAGUUUGGGAAUGGAAAAUAUGCUUCUGAGACACCCUGGUGCAGUGAAAAGCACACUAACUUUAGUGGCAGGAGUCUGGGUUUAGAUUCCAGCUCGGCCACAGAGGCUAUCUAAAAUCCUUUCUGGCUCAACAUUACAGGGUCCUGUGUUUUUGGGGGGGGGGAUGGGGAAAGAAUUAUUUAGUGACUUUGGGAUUCAGUGACCGCGCAGUCACCUUCUGAUUUUCCUUAUGGCAAGAGCUGGGGUAGAAGGAAGAUCAUCCCCAGAACCAGCAGGAUACCCCAGGGUGUUCUCUCUUUGUCCUUGGUUCUGUUAUUUGACAUGUGGUCAGGGAAGGCAGACAUAUUUGAAUCUUUACCUGAGCCAGAUAACCAAAAAGAUAAAGAAUCCCUUCCCUUUCCCUUUCUCCUUUCCUCUUUCCAUCUGAAAAGAACCAUAGACCAUAUCCCAAAGAUUUAUGUGGUGGGGAUUAUCUACUUUAGGACUCCCGGUGCCAUCCUUCCAUUGGGCAGCUAAUUGAUAAUUGACCUUAUCUAUUCACCAAGUGUGUUUGUACAGCCUAUCUGCGGUCCCAUUAAUUGUGCAAAGGUAAUUCCUGCCCUGACUAGCAUGUGUUAGAAAUCUGUCUAAGCAUGGGAAGCCCUGGGGAAGGAAUUACAAAGGUUCCCCAUCUGGGAAGAGGUAGUUCUUUCCCUAUCCUCAUCCCUGUUUCCUUUCAAAGCACCAAGACACCUCAAGUGCCAUCACUCUUUGGGGAGAGCAAGAUUCACUGUGGCCUCCCAACUCUCAUCCCUACUGUGGUCCAGGGAACAAGAGUUGGUGAGUAUGCUAAGGACCCACCAGACACCAUCCUUGUUCUCUCUCUUGCUUCCUCUGAGACCCCAGCAGGAGUCAGGAUCCGGGCUAGGGGAGAGAGGGAGGAGACAGUUAUGUCAAAGAGAAAGAAAUUAAAAUGGUGAUGGGAUGAUGGCUUCUAGAAGCCCUCAGGAACUAAGAAAUUUCAGCAGUAACUCCAACAGGUCUCUUUUGUUUUCAAAGCCCAUGUGGCUUCUACAUAAAGCCAAAGUAAUGUUCAGAGUAACCUCUCCCCAGGGCUGUCCCUAUAAAUAGAAGAGAGGGGGUUGCCCGUACAGUGCAAUUUGAAGGGCACUCCCUCUGACUAUCUGUCACAGUGCCUGAAAUUCCACCAUUAUCACUUUAUUCCUUUGAGGAUUAAAGGCUCCCUAGUUUUCCAGAAACCACUGUUGAAAUACAAGUACCUCUGGACAGCAAGAUACUUCAUACAUGUAAGUUACACAUUACUUACUGGCUAAUACUGGUGGGGAUUAGUUGACGACUAGUUAAGAACAAGGCCUUAUGUGAGUAUGGGGGUAAGACAUGGAAUGACAUUUUCAAAGGAUGGAGGAAGGUGAGGAAACAGAAAGUAGAAGGAGCCAAGGAGCAGGGAAAGAAAUGAGUGGUUGGCCUGGGCUCCCCUGAACCUGGGUUCAAGUUAGUAACAGCAUCAGAGCUAGAGGGGACCUUAGAGAUCAACCAUUUUACUAAGGAAGAAACUGAGGCCCAAAGAGGGAAGUGACUUGCCCUAGAAUCUAGAUCUCCCACCCUAGGUUUCACAGCCUGAUUUCUCAGCUGCCAGGCCAAUAUCUUCCAGGUUCAGGGGACUUCCCAGGUCAUUCAGACUCUCAGAAAACUAGGUUUGGGGAGUGAAGGGAUGAAGUGGAGUUUCAGGCCCUGUUCAAGGCCCUGGUUAAUUCAUUGUGGACAGCUUUGACUUCUCUCCCCCCCUCCCUCCGCCACCCCGAACUCCCUUGGCUUUCCAUCCCCUUGAGAAAUACUUGAAGUCUCCAUGAGCAUCAGGGCCAGCCCACACGCUAGCCACCGAGUUCUGUUUCUGCUCCUGAACUAACUGACCUUUGCAUCUGGGACUGCCAGCAUAGGGCUGAGAACCCUGAGUCUUGGGGUAUGGGAAUCAGGGGCAGGGAACCCGGGGGCCCCUCCCUUUGGUCCUUUCUCCCCAUGCCAUCACCCAGUCAGCCCCACUUUACCAUGGAAGGUGCAGGUUCAAAUACUAAUAGAAAUAAAUAAAUAAAUAAAAUACAACUUGACUUUUGUUUACAACCUCCUGUGUGUGCCUAUCAAGUAUUUAUUUUUUGUCAAUCAUCAAUAAAACUUCACUUAUCUCCUAUUUGCCUAGAGCUAGACUAGACUUUAUUGUUCAAGACCUUGACAGGAAAAGAAGAUACAACAACUGUCCUUUAAUGUUCAUAGUCUAGUGGAGAAAGCAACUCACAGUCAUGAAACAUAACAAAACAAGAUGGAAUGUAGCCAAGUAGUACUAAAUUGUGUGGUUCACUUGCUCACUCAUUUAGUCAUUCAUUCAUUCCCUGUCAUUCAAUCAUUCUCAUUCAUUCAUCAUUAUCAGAGUUCACUGUCUUUGUAGUGGAAAAGGUACAAAGAUAUCUAAUCCUUAUUAAAGAACUCAUAGGUUCUUGCCCACAUAGAGCUCAUUAAGUAAGUGGGUGUGACAAAAAGUUAGUUAUCUGUAAAAAAGAAAAUCAUACACAAAAAACUUUUAUAAAGAUUUUAUGAUGAAUAUUGAAAAACUGGAAAUAAUCAACAUAUCCAUUGACUGGGGAAUGGCUUAAUGAAUUUUGGCAGAAUAAGGCAAUGGAAUAUUUUUAUAGCAUAAAAAAUAGAAGAUGAACAAUAUGAUCUUUAAGAUCUCUUCUAACUCUGAAAUUCCAUGACUAAAACAUAAACCAUGUGAAAUCAUAUGUAAAGCGAUGUAUAGGAAAGACAGUGGAAUUUGAACAACAUACACUUUGACCAUAAACAUCUCAAAAGUCAUAACAGCAAUAAAGUGUUCUAAAUUCAUUCAUGGUGGACAAGGUAUUGAUGGGGAAAUGAGAGUGGAGGAUCAUCUCCCCAUAAACUUCCUUAUUAAUCUAACUCUCCUGAAAUUGAAAAGUCACCCUAGAAACUGCUCUCCAGUCAUCUCACUCACUGAACAAUGUUCCAGAUCAAUUUUCUUCAGUAACUGUGUGAUCUUAAUUGUUGAGAUCCUUCCUACUUUGACAAAGAUUGGUUUAAAGGAACCAAUUGGUGGAAGGUAUUUAGCUUGGAAAAUAAACGACAUAAUUGUUUUCAAAUUCUUGAAGGGAUGUGAUAUGGAAGAGGCAUUACACUCUCCCCUCCACCGUUAGAUUGUAAGCUCCUUGAGGGCAGGUACUGUCUUUUGCCUUUUUUUGUAUCCCUAGCACUUAGCAACAGUGCCUGGCACAUAGUGUGUACCUAAUAAAAUCUAUUGAUUGAUUGCUCUAUUUGGCAUUGGAGGCAUUGUGCUAGGCCCUAGGAGGAGUGUGUGUGUGUGUGGGGGGCGGGACAAAUACAGAAGCAAGACAGUCUCUCCUCUCAAGAAGCCAUCACCCUCUUAUGGAAAAGAAGUCACAGCCAAUGUGAGAAUUUCUCUUGGACUAUGCAUAUUUGUUACAAGGACCUUAGUUUUCUUUUUUUCUUUCUCAAAGAGUUGGGGUGAUGGUAGGGAGAAAAUAUUUGUUAAUUAUUAAUUGAAAAAUAAAGAAUAAAA